Molecule: messenger RNA, 5950 nt
Organism: Octopus bimaculoides (California two-spot octopus)
Lineage: Eukaryota; Metazoa; Mollusca; Cephalopoda; Octopoda; Octopodidae
Molecular function (GO): protein binding
Source: RefSeq, a predicted model, not a curated record
UUAGAGUAGCUGCGCCUCUUUCUAGUGUAUGUGUACGAAUGAAUGUGCGCGCGCGAGCGUGUGUGUGUUCGGCAGGCAAGCUUACUGUAGUUCGAGGAGUCCUGCUAGCUGGAAUGGAACUCAGCUCGGUGUAGGCUCCGUAAGGGGGGGCACACACAUUACAAAAAGAACACAAACAACAACAGCAGCAGCUUCGACGUAACGAUAUAUAUAUAUAAAUAUAAAUAUAUAUAUAUAUAUAUAUACACAUACAUACAUAUAAUCAAAACAGAUUUGUGUGAAUAUAUAUAUACAUACAUAAACAUAAUAUAUAUAUAUAUAUAUAUUAUAUGUAUAUAUAUAUACACACACAUAUAUACAUGCCGUAAAGAUGGAAUAGUACAGGAGGAAUACAAAAUAUUCUGUGAGUGGAUACCAACAAGACACCAAACCGAGGAAUCCAUACCCGCUGCCACCACCACUACCACUACCACCACCACCAUCACCACCACUGUCAGCUUCUCUCUCUUUUUUCCCCACUCUGUAUAUCUAUGUAUCUAAAGUUCUUAACGAAGGAAGCAGCUUUCGUCUGGUUUGGUCUCCUAGUCGGUCUAUCUAUCUCUCUGUAUGCGAGUGUGUGUUAAAUAUACAUGUGUUUGUGUAAGUACUCUUCCUAUAUAGCUUGUAAAUAUAUUUCUGUGUAUACAUGUAUUUUCACCUAGGUGCGCGAUUGAGUUAAUUUGUAUACGCGCGUGAGAGAGAGUGUGUGUGUGUGUAUAUAUAUAGAAAAAUACAUAUAAAUAUAUAAAUAUUUAUAUGCCUUUAUCUCUCUAUCUCUGUAUAUAUAUAUAAAUAUAUAUUUACAUACAUCUACAUAUAGCUAUAUAUGUUGUGUAUGAGUGAAAGCCGAAGAGGUGUGUGUCUUGUGUAUGUGUGGUAUUUCGUUGCCUUUAGGACAUGGCCGACUGGAACAUAGUUACAGAUUGGCUGCGUUCUUUGAAUCUGGUGCACUACACACAAGCCUUCUUGGAUAAUGGUUACGAUGAUCUGGAAAUUUGCAAACAGAUCGGCGAUCCCGACUUGGACGCCAUAGGAGUCUUCAAACAGGAACAUCGCCAGCGAAUCUUGGAUGCUGUGAGAAUUCUUCGUGAACAAGGUGGAACGGCCGUUUAUUUUACCCUCGAAAAACCCAACAAUGAUAUUGGUGUGGCUGCUAGUAUAGUAGACGGUCAUGGACAUGUGGCUUGUACCACCACCGCUAACAACACAGAUAGCACUUACCAUAGAACUGGUGGUUUGGUGUGUCUGGGUGGUGGUAGUGGUAGUGGUAUUGGUGGUGGCAAUAACGGAGAUCACAGCGGAGAUUGUUCCACAAACGAACCGAUCCAUUCUUCCCGUCGUCUGCCCAAUGAUUAUGAAGAUGGCAAGUCUGCAUUGUUGACUUACCCCAAGAUACAGUUAAAACAUAUUAUCCGUGACAAACUUGUUCGAGAUGAGAUCGAUCUGUCUGGUCCACCUUACACCACUGCGGAGAUCAAGGACGUUUCACAAAAGGACCAGUCAUGUACACGGAGUAGUCUUAUGGCCUUAGCUGUUAAAUACGCCGGGGAAUUGAACACUCAUGUUGAGGAUGUCUUUGACCGACUCGACGAAUUACGCUGGUGGAAAAUUACCAAAGAUUCUGAUAGUUUAUCGGGGUAUAUCAUCACAUGGAAACCAAAUAGCGCUGUCCCGUCCGCCCCAACAACAACAUCGUAAUAUUGACGGCAAAUAUAUAUACAAAAACGUAUUACAAAAAAUUAUGGGUCGCGGGAUAAAACCACCACCACUACUACUAGUACCACUACCACCAUCAUCACUACUACCACUACCACUACUACUACAACUACUAGUACUUCUACUACUACUACUACUACUACUACUACCACCACUACUACUAUCGUCACCACUACCCUAGCCUUUAAAUGGACAUCGUAUACCCCGGGCCAAAUCUACCAUCGGCUACACCACGUACAGAAGUACAAAAGGAUGCUGUCUCCUCGGUACCUGCUGACAGGGACUCCGACCCCCAUCAGCUCUUCGGGGUAGAUAACCACGACAACCAGACGCUUUAGCUACAAUGAAAAUCUGACGGAUCUCUUUUGGAUUACAUUGCUCAUUCCAUACUUUCUCAUCUUUGUGACUUUCACUUUGAACAUUAUUAUUAUUAUUACUAUUAUUAUUAUUAUUAUUAUUGAUAUUUUUAUUACUAUUAUUAUUACUAUUACAAUCUUUCGCCUCCUUAUCAUCAUCAUCAUCAUCAUCAUCAUCACCUUCAUCACCAUCACCACCAUAUAUCGGCACUAAAAUUACAACUAUACUUGUUAAUUUAUGUUAUCAUCAUCGAUAUUAUUAUUAUCAUUAUUAUUAUUAUUAUCAUUAUCAUUAUUAUUAUUAUUAUUAUUAUUAUUUGCAUCAUCAUCAUCAUCAUCAUCAUCAUCAUCAUCAUACUGAGUACAAAUUCCACUUGAGUUGACUUUUGUUUUUCUUCCUUCUGGUGGGGGGGUGGUUGAUAAAAUAAAGUACCGGUCAAUUACAGGGAUCAAUAUAAUGAAAUAUAUUCGCAGGCCUGCUUUAGAAGUCAUUUUGUGUUCAUAUCCUGGCUGCAAUCAACUUUGGUUUUCAUCACUACACGAAUAAGAAGAUAAAUGGACCAGUUAUGCAAUGAAGUUGAUGAAUUCAGUUAUCGAGUUACAAUUUCCCUUUCAAAUUGAUGGCCUUGUGCUAAUGUUAAAACUAAAUUCUUAUCAUCAUUACUAUCAAGCACAGGCUGGAUCACUAGCUGUAAAAACUCUGAACUAGGGAACAGUUAUACAAUGUCUGGUUCAGAGCCUUGUUAUUCUAGGUUCAAGUACUGCAAACAUUCAUUUUUUGCCUUUCAUUUUAUUGGGUAUAUAAAAAAAAACUUAAAAAAAAAAAAAAAAAAAAAAAACCCAAAGACAAUUGGCUGUAUUUGAUCCUAAACAACCAAUAUGCUAGGUGACACACUGCCUGUUCAAAGCAGAAAGAACUGCUAAUUCCACCACCACCACCAUCAUCACCAUUGCAUUGAUCAUUCCUAUUAUUGAUAAUACUAGCAUAGUUACAAGUAAAUUUAUUAUUGUUAUUGUUGUUGUUGUUGUUGUUGUUGUUGUUGUUGUUGUCGUUGAUGUUAACGUUGCUGUUGUUGUUGUUGUUCUUGUGUUUUUGUCCUUUACGAAACUCUCCAUCAGACCCCUAGACCCUGAGAUCCUAGCUUGGCUCGUCAGUCCUGGUUGUUGCCCAUAUGAUAGAAAUGUCCCUUUAGCGUACAUAAUGUAUACUAACUGCACAUGCAUGUUUCUGCACACUUGUCUUCAUCCUCCUCCUCCCCCUCCUCUUCACCAUCAUCUUUAUCAUUAUUAUUAUUAUUAUUAUUAUUAUUAUUAUUAUUAUUAUUAUUAUCAUCAUCAAGGCAGCGAGCUGGCAGAAUCGUUAGCAUGCUGGGUGAAAUGCUUGGCAGUAUUUUGUCUGCCACUACAUUCAGAGUUCAAAUUCAACUUCGCCUUUCAUCCUUCCGGGGUCAAUCUAAUCGACUGGCCCCCUUCUCCCAAAUUUCAGGCCUUGUGCCUAUAAUAGAAAUGAUUAUUAUUAUUAUUAUUAUUAUUAUUAUUAUUAUGUAAAGUGGUGAACUGGCAGACCUGUUAGUACACUGGGCAAACUGCUUAGCAUCAUUUCGUCCGUCUUUUAAGUUCUGAGUUCAAAUACUGCCAAGGUUGACGUUGCCUUUCAUCAUUUUGGGGUUGAUAAAAAUAAGUACCAGUUGAGCAACUGGGGUCGAUGUAAUCGAUUUAUCCUUUCCCCCGAAAUUGCUGGCCUUGUACCAAAAUUAGAAAUCAUUAUUAUUAUUAUUAUUAUUAUUAUUAUUAUUAUUAUUAUUAUUAUUAUUAUUAUUACUAUUAAAAGGAUGGUGGAUUGGCAAAAUCAUUAGAGCAUUGGACAAAACGUUUUGUGUCAUAUAUCUUGGCUUCUUAUGUUUUGAAUUCAAAUUUCGUCUUGGUCAACUUUGCCUUUCAUCCUUCUGGGUUGAUAACAUAAAGUACCCAUCAAGUACUGAGGUCAGUUUAAUUGACUAAACUGCCCCCCACCCAAAUCUGAGGGCUGAUUAUAUAGGGUGGUGAGCAGGUAAAAUCAUUAGCAUGUUACACAAAAUGCUGAGUGGCAUUUCUCCCAGAUUUUUACAUGCUCAGCUUAAAUACUGCCGAGGUGAACUUUGCCUUUCAUAGUUUUGGGGGCUAAUUAAAAAUAAGUACCAUCUUUAGAACUGGGGUUGAUGUAAUUGAUUAAUCCCUCUCUCUAUAAAAACUGCUGGUCUUGUGCCAAAAUUUGAAGUCGUCGUUAUUAUUAUUAUUAUUAUUAUUAUUAUUAUUAUUAUUAUUAUGGAAAUGGUGAGACAGAAGAGUGCUGGGACUAGAAUAUUGAAACUUGUCUACCGAAGAUGCUAGUGUUCUGAAGAAGGGAAUCGGUGUUUCUAGAUCCCUUUUCCAUUUCUUUUUCAUUCCAAAGCUUGAAAUCUCAUAUAUGCUUGUAUAUGAGAUAUAUGAUAUAUAUGCAUGAGUAUGUACAUAAUUAUAUAUAUAUAUAUAUAUAUAUAUACACACACAUGCAUAUGCGUGCAUGCACGCACACACACACAUGCACACACACAUACAUUUGUCUUUACUGUUUGACUUAAAUCUGCAUUACUAAUAGUCUCACAGGCACAAAAUUCACUUCUGCUCAUUUAGAUUCAGUGAGGCUCAGUGGGGUGAAUCAGCUAUGGUUUCUGAUUAUCAUUAGAUAAGGCUCUUAUUUGCCAGUUUUGGUCUUGUUUAUAGAAGUUCUAAUGAAAUUUAGCAUUUCAGUAAAAUUUAUGGAAUAGUGUUAGCAACUGUUAGCUUAAAGUUAGCUUCAGAGAUCUCUGUAGAAGGUGGAAGUGUGAAAGUUCAGUUUUGUUAAGAGAUAGAGACAAGGACAGUAGCUUUAUGUAUUGGGUGAGCAAGAGGGACAAUGAUCUACUGAGCAACUGUUAACCCAUUGAAUGUUAUCUUGAUAAAUUACUUGUGACUCACAGUAUACCUGCUCUGUAUAACCUAGUAUAUUUUUGUCAAGGCUCCCUCCUUGUUCACCCAAAGUACAUAAACUGCCAUCUUUGUGUGUAUCAAAAACUUCACAUAUUGCAACAACUUGUUGUUAGCCUUCCCUUUAUCAGAAAAUUGAAAUUUCAUAAUGAUGUUAUUAAUGGAACUCACUGUUAGCUAAUUUUUAAGCCUCAGUUGUUUACACUAUUUAAUAAAUUUUACAGAAAUUUAAAAUUCCUUCUAGCAAAAGCAAGGGAGACUACUAUCUUUUUAUCGAUGUAGUCUCCUAUCCAGUAGCUACCUGGCAGUUGCUACAGUACCUACUGCUCAUUGAAUUUCUGACUCCUCUAUGUAACCUGAACUGGUUAAUAAGAAUAAGCAUUACUCCUCACUCAAUGACAAUCAACUUUACUUAGAAGCCAUGGUUUUUCUCAUCAGUCAGUUUCAUCUUGUUUGAAUGAUCAGAAAUGCUUUUUGCAUUUGUCAAACAUUUAAUAAUGCAGAUCUGAGUUAAGCUGUUAAUACAAAUAUUUAAUCUUCAUAACUUGUGUUGGGGUACUUUUUCCGUUUGUUUUAACUCCUAUUUGUAUAUACAUAUAUAAGACAUUGUUGAUAAUGUUCCCUUUUGUGUGUUUUUGUGAUUAUUUUAUAUUUUUAAUUGUUUUGGUUGUUAUAUAUGGAAUGUUUCUUAAAGGUUUCCAGGUGGAAUUGAUCCAUCAUUGCCUUCUUUUACUUCUCUGAUUUUCUCAUCCAUAUUAUUAGUGCUAUAUACAACCCUCUGCCUGCCCUUCCCAUGUCUUCCAACACUGCAUUUACAACAGAAUGGAUGAUGGAGGGGAAAAAAAAAAAAAGGG